AAAAUCUCAUGAAAGAUAGUUCCACGCGGCUGAAUAGCGAGCGCAAGACAUAAACCAGUAAAAGCAAAGUUUUAAGUAGGCCUGUAGGCUACUGCCUCGCGUUUGCAUAGGCUCACCGAUUCUGUCUGUCGUCUCGGUAACCUGAGAAGCCUCUCCAAUCACUGCAAAUCUCUGUCCGGACUCUCCGCAGCUCGCCGGGGACUCAUACAGCGCAAAAUGUCCGAGAACGGGGUAACCGUGCGGAGGAGCAAGGUGUUGACCAUCGAUACAAUGAAUGCAACCGUGAAGAAAGUUGAGUAUGCUGUCAGGGGACCGAUUGUACAACGCGCAUGGCAAAUUGAGAAAGAGCUUAAAGAGGGUGCUAAAAAGCCGUUUACAGAGGUCAUCAAAGCCAACAUUGGUGAUGCCCAUGCCAUGGGUCAGCAGCCAAUCACCUUCUUCAGACAGGUCCUGGCCCUGUGUUCUUAUCCAGAGCUGCUGAACAAUAACAACUUCCCAGAGGACGCUAAGAGCAGAGCCCGUCGCAUUCUGCAGGGAUGUGGAGGGAAAAGCAUUGGAGCGUACAGUGCCAGCCAAGGCAUCGAGUGCAUACGGCAGGAUGUUGCCCGCUACAUCGAGCGUCGGGAUGGCGGCGUGCCCUGUGACCCGGACAACGUAUAUCUCAGCACAGGGGCCAGCGAUGGCAUUGUGACCAUGCUGAAGCUGCUGGUAGCGGGCGAGGGCCGGAGCCGCACGGGUAUCAUGAUCUCCAUCCCCCAGUAUCCCCUCUACUCGGCGGCCCUGGCCGAGCUGGACGCCGUGCAGGUCAACUACUACCUGAAUGAGGAGAAGUGCUGGAGCCUGGACAUCAGUGAGCUACAGCGCUCUCUAGAGGCUGCCAGGAAGCAUUGCAACCCCCGCGCUCUCUGCAUCAUCAACCCAGGCAACCCAACAGGUCAGGUUCAAAGCAGGCAGUGUAUUGAAGAUGUGAUCCGAUUCGCUGCCAAGGAGCGUCUCUUCCUUAUGGCUGAUGAGGUGUAUCAGGAUAAUGUGUAUGCUGAUGGUUGCCAGUUCCACUCCUUUAAGAAGGUUCUGUUUGAGAUGGGACCUGAGUACUCCGACACUGUGGAGCUGGCCUCCUUCCAUUCCACCUCCAAGUGCUACAUGGGAGAGUGUGGUUUCCGAGGAGGCUACAUGGAGGUGAUCAACAUGGACCCUGAGGUGAAGGCCCAGCUCACCAAGCUGGUGUCAGUGCGCCUGUGUCCCCCUGUCCCCGGCCAGGCCCUCAUGGACCUGGUGGUGAACCCCCCCCAGCCAGGGGAGCCCUCCCAUGGCACCUUCAUGAAGGAGCGCAAUGCCGUGCUGAGCGCCCUUGCAGAGAAGGCCAAGCUGACGGAGCAGAUUCUGAACACAGUGCCAGGCAUCACCUGUAACCCGGUGCAGGGCGCCAUGUACUCCUUCCGCAUCACGCUGCCAGAGCGCGCCAUCCAGGAGGCUAAGGAGAAAGGGCAGGCUCCUGACAUGCUGUACUGCAUGAAGCUGCUGGAGGAGACUGGCAUCUGUCUGGUCCCAGGUAGUGGCUUUGGCCAGAGAGAUGGCACCUACCACUUCAGAAUGACCAUUUUACCUCCAACUGACAAACUGAAGAUUCUUCUCAGCAAAUUGAAGGAGUUUCACCAGAAAUUCACCAAGCAUUACUCAUAAUAUUUAGGUCUCUUGGACCAGUCAGUGAGAUUCUUCUUAACUGAUUUGACCAAUGAGUCAUUGAUCUAACAACAACCUAGCGUCUAUCUAUUUUUGAAUGAUUUUUGUUUGGGACCAAAAUGACAUCAAUCGAUGGAGUUUAGAGUGAUACCGGAAUAUGCAUUUACAUCUUUUAGCAUAUAGUAAUCCCUUUGGGGGGUACUUUUCUAUAUCAAAGUAAAUCUUUUUAGCCAUUUUAAGCCAUUGACUAGGUUUAAAAAAUCUUUACACGUCUAUGCUACUAUGGAGAGCGGUUCUGCAGAUAAACUGACAUAUUUUAAUGCUGAAAGUGUAAAAAGAAGGGUAUAAAAAUGACUGUUUGUGCAGUCCGUGCAUUACCUUGCUCUUUCUUAGGUCACCACCUUUUACAUCCAUUGACAGUAGCUUGUGUCGCAUUCAAUAAAACAACUUAUACGGACUUCCUCCUCAAAAGAUAGCCCUACAAAAAUAGGCCAUAAGUUGCUGUUAGACCAGAGUUUCCCUUUAACUGUCUUGACUUGACCAGCCAAAGUGCCACAAUCAUUUACUCCUAAAUAUGAGGUGUGAAUUGUCUACCAAAAGGAAUCAAGAUUGCUUUGCUGUCCUUGGACUUCUGCCAAACACACAGAAGAAGCCGUUAAAGAGAGCCAGAUUAACAUAUCCUAAGUCUAAACAUUAGCAAUUAGUCUAAAGAUUUAUUACACUGAGGCCUGUUUCACACUGGUGGUGUUGUGUUUGCAAUAGCUCGAGCUGUGUGAUGCAUGUAGAUAGA
Molecule: messenger RNA, 2473 nt
Organism: Alosa alosa (allis shad)
Lineage: Eukaryota; Metazoa; Chordata; Actinopteri; Clupeiformes; Clupeidae
Gene: gpt
Product: glutamic--pyruvic transaminase
Biological process (GO): biosynthetic process
Molecular function (GO): pyridoxal phosphate binding; L-alanine:2-oxoglutarate transaminase activity
Source: RefSeq, a predicted model, not a curated record